Molecule: messenger RNA, 8032 nt
Organism: Cydia pomonella (codling moth)
Lineage: Eukaryota; Metazoa; Arthropoda; Insecta; Lepidoptera; Tortricidae
Gene: melt
Product: protein melted
Exons: 14
Coding region: 240-2990 (916 amino acids)
Biological process (GO): regulation of signal transduction
Cellular component (GO): plasma membrane
Molecular function (GO): phosphatidylinositol-5-phosphate binding
Source: RefSeq, a predicted model, not a curated record
GAAAGUACGAUCUCGACUCGGUUCUAAUUACUUUAAUAUUGCUAAAACACCGCUAAAAAUGUUUUGCUGCCGUAUUUCUUCGUCUUGAAUGUUUAAACUUUUAACAUAAAGUAGCUAUGAAAUGUGAGCAAUAACCGGUGAAGUGAGUGUGAUGUGUCGGUUGAAGUAGUUCGUGGUGAUUGAGCACUAUGCGAGUGUAGAAGUGGAGAGGCUCCUAGCCGAGACCCGGAGACUUCACGAUGCACGAGCUGUUGAAGCACGUCCUCACGGAGCGGGAUUUAACCCGCGCCGGCGACCUGUUCUCCAUCACCGACAGCGAGAUCGUCGAUGACCUAAACGAAGUGCUAAAACAAAUAACAGAGAUCUCGUCCCGUCCCGACUACAUCCGUAAUGACCACGACCAAGCCCUGAUCGAGAUAUGCGUGACGCGCGUCACCUCGUGCGUGAAAGAAACAGGCACGCUGGAGAAGUACUGUGGGGCUUUGGUGGCGUUACUGGAGUCCUGUUUGCACCAUAAUUUGAUGCCGGUGGGGCAUUUGCGGGAUGAUGAUCCACCACAUGCUAAAAUUGCAUCGGAUGUUAUUGCUUGUAUUGUUUUGGUGUCCUUCCCAAUCCAAUCCGACAAAGAGAUCAGCGGCAACAAAAACGUCAUGGAACUCUUUCUACCCGUCGCAGUUCAGUUCCUUCAUAAAGGCAAUCGCGAGAUAUCUCGCCAUAUGGCUCGCUAUCUCUCUCUAGCUGCCGUACAUCACGCUAUGCUGCUGAAACCACAUGUGCAGACGAUCAUGGACUCUAUCAUGACGGGGAACUAUCCACUAAGCCGCAUCUUGACCAAUCUCUACGAAGUCUGCCCGGAGCCGUUAGAAGGCCACGUGAUGGCGCUCGUGUCCCUCCUGCCGCACGCCGAGCAAGUUGAGAAAAACUCUCUAUUCGCACUCUUCGAACAGAUAGCUGCUAGGAGACCCGAAGCGCUGAAGACGAGUAUACCGCAGUUGUUGUCGUAUCUGUGUCCGCAUACGACCAGUCAGAAUGAUCCGGGGUGCAUGUGCGUGGAUAUUUUGCAGCUAAUAGUGUGCGUGUCCCGCGCCCGCGUGUCUCUAGUCCUCGAGCACGGCGCCGCGCUCCGGCGAGCCGCGCGCGCGCCGCACGCCACGCCGCAACACGUUGCACUCGUCGCUUCUGCGCUGGCUCAGAUGGGCUACACGUCUAAGGAGCGCGCUCAAGAAGCCUUGAACUUCAUCCUAGAAUCUAUGAGCUUUGGUAGUGCGGUGGGCGCUUCACUGGUACGCGAAUGUACUGCGUUAUGCAGCGCCUAUCCAGCGCUGUUCACUGACCGCGUCCUCGCCGCCGUGCGCUCUAACCAUAGCUCCGAAGUUAAUCGGACAUCAGGUGGCGUGACUAUCGUGAAGCUGGGCGGCGCCAACGGCUCAGCCCCGCCCGUCCCCACCUCUGCUAAUGCCACCUCGCAGACUACCGCAGCAUGGAGCGGUGGCUACACGCGACGCGCGAAGCUGGGCGAUUCGCGCAGCACGGGCCGCCUGCACCCCGGCCCGCAGCCGCGCAGCAUGACCCGCCUCAACGUGGCCGGAGGUUCGGUCGGUGGUUUGCACAAGAGUAUGACACGGCUGUCAUCGUCCCAGCAAAUCAACUCGCAGCAGAACAACACAGCUAAUGCAGCGGCAGGCAACAAGUCGCGCACAGCUGGCGUCACCGUGACAGCGGUGGGGCGCGCGCCGCGAGCCGCUCCCCCCCCCCCCCCCCCCCCCGCCGCCGCCCCCGCCGCCGCCCCCGCCGCCGCCUCCGCUCCGGCCCCCGCGCCCGCCCCUGCCCCAGCCCCGCAGCCGCACACGCACAACAUACUCAUCGGCCCACACCAUAAUAGCACCGGGCCAACAAUAAUCAGCAACCCGCCCCUGGCCACGCAGUCCGUCUCCGGCAACCCCCUCACGGGCAAGUCCGCCGACACGCUGCCGCUCGGCCACGUGGCCGUCGUCCCCCCGGCCGUCACCGUCACGUCGAGGCGCAACAACACCAGCGUCACCAUGAUCAACACCAACCAGAACCACAGGAUCAGUGUGUUCGAGCCUUACCCUAUGAGAGAUACUGUCCAGCAUUUCUGUGAAAAGCAUUUGGAUAAGAUCAAGGCUUAUAUGGACAUGGUGUCACUGAGGUUACCGCCCCCGGCUAAAUGCACUAUUGAAGAGCGUCGCUCCAAGAAGCAGGCGCGCCUGCAGUUCGCGUGCGGCACGCGCGGCCCGCACUGCCUGUACUCGCGCACGCUCUUCACCAUGCGCACCCGCGCGCCGCGCGUCUGGAUCCACCUCAUGUUCCUGGCGCUGCAGGCUCGCCACGCCGCCGCCUUGUCUUCGAGGGACGCUUCUGUGUCGAGCUUGAAACAUUGCUGGGACAUACUCAAGUGCGAGAACAAGACGUUUCUGACUUUAGUCACCAGCGCUUUCCCGGGUAUCAAGGAGCAAGAAAUGCUGUUAAACGAGCUGCGCUCGGCGGGCUUUUUCGACGUGUUCUCGCUCACCACCCCGCUGGAGGCCGACGCGCCGCCCACGGCCGCCACGUGGGGCUGCUUCCUGUGCACGCACCCCGAGCGGGCGCCCGGGUUCCUGCAGCCGGGGGCUCCCGUUAUAGAGGGCACUUUGAAGGAGAAGAAGGGGAGGUGGAGGUUGUUCAGACGCUGGCGUACGAGAUAUUUCACGCUGUCGGGCGCUCAUCUCAGCGUUAAGGGCUCGAGCGGCGGCGAAAGUAUAGACAUCAACCAGAUCCGGUCAGUGAAAGUGUCCCGCGGCGCGCGCAACAUCCCCAAGGCUUUCGAGAUCUUCACGGGCGACCAGACGCUGAUCCUGAAGCCGGCGGCGGGCGACGCGGAGGAGUGGGCGCAGUGCCUGAGCAUCGCCGUGGCCACGUCGCAGGCGCGCCACGCGCCCGCCAAGGCCAACAGCCUGCCGGCGCGCGGCCUCACGCUCAAGAGCUUCUGACCAGGUGAAAUCGCCCGCUAACUCUCGGAAGCUUGACAUUGUCGGCUCAGACAAUUUCUAAAACAAUUCAUAUGAUUCAAGUAAGGCAAAACUAAUAACUUUGUAACAAUAUUUUCGAAAUAUUAUUAAAAAAGUAUUGUUUAUAGUCUUCCUUCUUGAAUAAUCUUUCAACUAAAAGUAUGUAGUUACAACAAAUAAAUUACUGCCAAAAUAUUGACUGCAUUGAAAUAGAUCUCAUACUAGAUGUAACAUAUACUCGUAUCAAUCUAGUAUAACUUAUAUGCGGUCAGGCAGCAUGAUUUGAAAUGAUUGUCCAACCGAAACCGAAGGAAGUUUUUCCUUAGAUUCGGCCGAAACCGAAACUUCAGUCAGACACUACCGAAAAUACAGUUUCGGCAGUGCAGCUAAUACAUUUUGGCAGUUUCGGCGCGGCCGAAAGAUUCGGAUUUUUUAUUGGUCGAUAUAGAACCUUCGGAAACAUGUUUUUUUUGCCGGAACCGAAAUCUGUACUUCGGUUGGACACUAGAAAUUGUCGUCGUGGUCAUAUAGUCGUAUUUUAUGUCUAGAACGUCUAUGUGUAUGUACUUAUAUUAUGUUAGCUGGAAAAACGAUGCAUAUAAAGUAGAUUUUUAAGUGUCAUAUCAUAUUAUAUAAUUAUUAUUGAUUUUAUCUUUGUUGCCAAUUAGCGUUAAGUCCCGUGGAACUUCCGCCGAGGAAGGAUCGUUUUGCACAAUGAUUAGUCGUGGAAUGCAGUUUUCGACUGUAUUUCAAUGUUAUGAAGCUUCAAAAUUAGCUAAAUGUUUUGAAGAUGAAGUAAGAGUGAAACGAGUAGCUAUAAUUAGUUUUUAGGCAUUCGAAAAAAAGGUAAACAAUAUUGACAUGUCUUUUUAUUGAAAAACGUUAAGUAACUAUUGCUUAUUAAAGCAAAAUAAUAUAAAUGAUCGUAUAUGAUUUAUAAUUGUUACAUAUUUGCCGUGACUUAUUUCUCAAAAGCGUUCUUCAAUAAAAAGACACGUGCAAAUCGCUGACCUUCUUUCUAAUGCUUAAAAACGAACUAUGUAUAAUCUUGCACAAUAAUUUUGAAGGCAGCUUUAACAUAUGAUAUUGCGUACUUAAAGCGAAAACGAAUGCUCACUACAUAUCUAUACGAAAAUAUGACAGCGCAUUGAUCGCCUCCAGUUUCUUUACAAUAAUUAAUUUUAUGACUAAAUAGAUUAAGUCUUUUUGAUGUACUUACUCUUGUAACGUUCAUUUGGAGUUAGCGAGUGCCUUAUGUAUAGUUAUAUACAUUUAUGUUAGCGUAGGAUCGCCGUUCGAGCUUCAAGUACAAUGAAUUUAUAUACACAUGUUUUAUACGAUUGGUUUCUUAGUUGAGCCAGCCAACUAAAAUAGCUGAAAAUAUCGCUUAUUAUAGCACUUGACAAUACAAUGAUGCGUCGUUUUUAACCAAAAGGUACCACUUUGUCGCUUUAAAUAAGGACGAAAAUUGCUUGUAUCUUUAUAAUAAUAACCUGUCAAGCGUCCUUAUGGCAUGGGACAAAAUGGGACCUCUUGAUUGAUUAUGACACGAAUAUUAUUAUGAGCUUAGGCGAGGUAAUUUGUUCAAAAAGUAACAACUAUUUUGUUUGGAUUAGUACUGUAUGCUUCCAGCGGUACCUAGGUAUAUUAUAACUGUAUAUUUCCUAAUGAAAUAAUAUAAAUUAAUAAAUAAUGUAUUAACAAUCGACAAUGAGAUUUUGUAAAAAGCUCUUAAGACUGAAUGCUGGUCAUGUGUUUACUCGUUUUAAAUAUUGUUUGGAGACCAAAAGUUGUGAUUCAAAAUUGACAUUCCCGUCCUGUUUGACAGUCUUGAUAAUUAUUUAAUAAUUAUUGUGGUCUCAAAUUAUUACUUUUAAUGGUUGUAUGAAAUGACAUUAUUAUUACGUUAGUUAGUGUUGGAUAUUUCCCAGUUUUUUGACUUGCCGUUUAGUAUUUCAAAGCACAAUCAUGUUGGUUGACGUAGUUUUAGAUUUCUGUACAAAUCUAAUAAUUUAGUACGAGUAUAAGUGAAAAACUCAAGAAGAGCCUCUCGUCCAUGUAGCCUAUCAUUUCCCCUCCUAUGCGCUAGGAGGUAGAUAUCACAAGCUCAUGUCAAUCCCUAGUAGUGUUGGUAGGAAUUCGAUUCUUUUGAGUCUCAAAUUUGUGUUUUUCUCAGUGUGUUGAAGAAUAUGAGUCGUUUUUACGCUACUCUGCGCUUAAAAAACUUAUGAGUCUUCUCAGUUCAAAGUCGAGUCCUUUAUUGAGUCAUUUAAGCGUAACUUAAAAGGACUCGAGCCUUCGGAUAAAGACUUCGUAAUUUUUUUUUGUAGGUUUUUAUCUAAAUGACGUUUUUGACGACCGGUCUGGCCUAGUGGGUAGUGACCCUGCCUAUGAAGCCGAUGGUCCCGGGUUCAAAUCCUGGUAAGGGCAUUUAUUCGUGUGAUGAGCAUGGAUAUUUGUUCCUGAGUCAUGGGUGUUUUCUAUGUAAUUUAAGUAUUUAUAAAUAUUUAUAUAUUAUAUAUAUCGUUGUCUAAGUACCCUCAACACAAGCCUUAUUGAGCUUACUGUGGGACUCAGUCAAUUUGUGUAAUAAUGUCCUAUAAUAUUUAUUUAUUUUAAAUGAACACUAAGUAAAAUAUGUUAUUGAAUGAUGUGUCCAUGAAUUUCGUAUGAAGACAAUGCGUUUAAGAAAACUAUUGUAACAUAAUUUAAGACUUCUCUCAUCAUUUAAGUUUCUAUUUAAUGAUCAGAAUCUGAAAAACUGAGUCGAGUCCUAAAGCAGAGCACUCAAAGAAUUUGAGUCUUAACCAACACUAAUCCCUAGUGCUUACACUUCCCAACUGCCAAAUUUUAUCGGAAUAUACCUAUGUAUAAAUAUAUUUUAGUAUGAUUUUCAACCUAUUUCUCCAGGCAAGACAAAUUUUUUCUACAUAGUCGAGGGGCACUUCGUAAGAGUUUAAACUCUAGCAACGUUCUGAAUAACUCUUGCGUCGGUGGAGGCGACGAAUCAUCACCAAAUAUCGAGUGUUCAUGUAACCAAAUUGUUUAUUUGAUUGUUAUUCUACUUACGAUAAGACGCUUCCAAUGUUAGACUAGAUGACAGACAACUUAAUUAUAAUAGACUUGCUAAAACGAACUAGUUUUAUUCGUGGCGUGACACUAACUUCACUGGACUGACCACGCUUACUUUGCACACACUUGACAGUAAGAAUGCAUUAAUAAUCUCCAUACUUGACGUAGCGCCUGACAAUAAUACUUAGCGUGGUCCAGUUGUCCUUUUACGUACAUUUUAUUUCUUUAAUUCACAGGUGUAUUUGCAGUAAAACGACCUUAAUGUUUAAAUUUCGAAUUUAAUUUUGAACCUUUGUUGAAUAUUCUUAACUGGCCGUUGGUAGACCUUUGCAAUAAAGUUAAUUGAGUGGGCUAUGCUUGUAAGUUACUUUCUAGAAAACACCUAUUCUUAGGGAAUAGACGACCGGUCUGGCCUAGUGCGUAGUGACCCUGCCUAUGAAGCCGAUGGUCCCGAGUUCGAAUCCCGGUAAGGGCAUUUAUUUGUGUGAUGAACACAGAUAUUUGUUCCUGAGUUAUGGGUGUUUUCUAUGUAUUUAUCUAUAUAUUAUGUAUAUUGUUGCCUAGUACCCACAGUACAAGCUUUGCGUAGUUUGGGGCUAGGUCGAUUUGUGCAAGUUUGCCCACAAAUAUUUAUUUAAUUUACUUUCUUCAUAGUUCUUUGCUGAGUGACGUUGAUCAAUCUGUAAGCAAGUAAAGUCCUGAAUAAGUUUGCGACUUGCCACUCUGACGAAUAAAGUCAUCGUUGGCGUUUCAUAAUCUUCCAAUAAGCUUAACUGAUAGAUAAGGUGCUAGGUUGUGCAGGAAGUUUUAUCUGGCAGUUAAUUUUUUUGUUAAUUAGCUAUCCAAUACUUGGACAUUGCAAAACAGGCCCUUAGCGUCUAUUAUAGUUAUUUUGUCUGUUAUAGUAUAGAUAAGCGUAGUAUGUAGUAACUGUGACGUCCAUUUACAAUAUAAUUAACAGUUUUCUGUGUCGGUUAAAGUGAUUAAUUUAGUUCAAGUCCAAGCUUGAUAUGUUACAAUUAAUAUAAUUUGCUCACCUGUUUGUCUGUACAAUUAAUUCUAAUACUUUUGUACUGUUGAUGCCAUUUAUUAUUUCUGGAAAUAAGUUUAGUAUGUUCAAUCUGUUUAUUAAGUAGGCUUUUAAUUGCAGUUUUCUUAACUUAACGAUGAACGAGUGUACAGUCACGUCUGAAAACAUCGACACGAUUGAAGUGCCAAAAAUAUGUAUACACGACUUUAUGGCCCAUAUAUUAGGGUAGUGUAUUUGUAUGUAUAUUUACAGUACAUAUGGUGCUACUUUCCCGCACGCGUGCGGGAAUGAGUACUUUCCGUGCAUAGUCGAAACUUUAAAGAGCCAUAUGUACUGUAAAACGUUUUACGAUACACGUGCGAAUAGGUAAUUCGCAACUCGUGUCGAUUUAAAACACUCCCUACGGUCGUGUUUUAAUUUAUCACCAUUCGUUGCGAAUUUCCUAUUUUCUGCACUUGUAUCGUAAAUAACUAUUCCGACACUAAAGCUUCAAAAUUCACUGGUAUAUAUUGUAAAAUUUUCUCGUAUGGCUCAAGUUGUUCAGUAUGACGUACACAUUAACCCCGAAGAAUAUGGCUAAGGGUUGAAAUAUGUCCUGUUUGUGGCUUUCCAUAUCAAAAGGCACCUGCAUGCCAUAAGGCCGCGGGCUGGACGCACGCGACCGGCGGAGCGGCGAGCGGCAAAUCAAGACUUCAUACAUUAAUUUUGGCCGAGCGCAAUGUAUGAAUGGACUUGAUAUACCGCUCACCGCGCCGCCGGGCGCGUGCGUCCAGUGCGGUUAACUGAAACAAAUGUCAUAGAUAGAUAAAUCAUUUAUUUGGCAGCAUAUUCAUAAAUUAAAGAAAAGGAUAGCCGCGAUAGAAGAUGCCGGUCCGUAUCCGGCCUUCACCACUGGAGGGCUACGUCACUUUUUCUUUAAUAA